ACUAGUGGAAAUUGAAACCAAGUAAUGUGUGUAGUGUAGUGUAGUGGUGGACCAUUUUUGGAGGACACCUUCUUCUUCUCCUACCCCAAAAAGAAUCCCAUUUUCACAGACCAUAACCACAAAAAAGAACACCCAAAAAGCCAAAACCUUUAGAAAUGUCAAAACUCAGACCCUAUCCCAUGAUUUCACUUUACCUAUUAUCACUGAUUUUAAUCCAAACCCAUUUCUCAUUUUCAAAUGGGGUCUCAGUUUUGGACCUUAAUUCACUGAAAAUGAAUGAAAUUGAUAGAAUGGAGCAAAGGGUUUGUUCCCAGAAGAAAAAGAUGGGAGAUUGCUUGAGUGGUGAGCUGGAAAUGGAUUCAGAGAUCAAUAGAAGAGUUUUGGCUAUGCAGAAGAAGUAUAUAAGCUAUGAAACCCUAAGGAGAGACAUGAUUCCAUGUGGAAGACCAGGUGCUCCUUACUACAAUUGUCAUGUUGGACCAGCUAAUCCUUAUAGUAGAGGUUGUGAGGUUAUCAGUGGAUGUAGAGGUAUGAACCAAAUCAUGGAUUUUCGAAAAAGAUUCCAUCUUUGUUUGAACAGUUCAUUAGAGCUUUAUAAAUAGAAGCUGGUCAGCUGAGUUUUCAUAAAUCCAUUUUCCUUCUUAAAGUAGAUAGAUCUGAGUUCCUUUUGAUUAAAGGAAUAGCAAUCUACUUGUUGAUUCACACGGGAUUUCACAUGUCUCAUGCUACUCGGGUCAGAGCAUAAGCUAGUGAUCGUAUAAACACUCAAAACUCCUAUUCGGGUGUCUUAUAUCCUACCUCUAUUUGUUUCUGAUUCAUAUAUUGAGACAGAUUCUGUUUUUCUACGGUUGUAUAGAAUUUUAAAUAUUGUUAUGGUUUUUAAGAAUUUAUUUAUAGAAAAUACAAACUUUUUAUGUUUUCAUGUUAUUUUUAUAUUAUACUCUUAAUUUUGUUGUUAGUUUUUUGUUUUUGUAUAUUAUUAUUGUGUUGUUAGUGCUCUGUUACUUUUUAUAUGA
Messenger RNA from Cannabis sativa, 1016 nucleotides. RefSeq names its product protein RALF-like 24. The transcript has 2 exons. The record is from RefSeq and is a predicted model, not a curated record. NCBI's taxonomy places the organism in Eukaryota, Viridiplantae, Streptophyta, Magnoliopsida, Rosales, Cannabaceae. The coding region runs from base 156 to 602 and encodes 148 amino acids.